AUGAUGAGAUCUAAGUAAAAGUAAUAAGAAACUCAAUUUGUUAAAACAGAAAUAUGUUACCUAACAAGAAACUUUAAUUCAAAAUUGGUUAAAUAAAUAUAAAUGACUCUACAUAUAAUUUUUAUCAUUGAAAGGGCACAUUCACUUUACUUAAAUUUUUGUAACUUUGUAGUUUAGUCAAUAUUUAGAGAAUAUUAUAAUAUUCAAUUUUUAUUAAUUAUUCACUAAAAUUUUAUUUCUUUUUGCUCUAAAUUCAUAUAGCUAAAAGAAAUCACCUAUCAAAGUAUCGUAAUACAGUCAAAAUUUAUUAAAAAUAAGAUUUAUCUUACCAAGCCAGUUCUUUAUCAUUUUAAUAUAGUAUUCAAAUCAUGGGUUGGAGUUAUUUCAUUUAAAUAUUCAAAUUUAGUUAAGGAUAUAUUUGACAAUACAAAAGCCUUAUAACCUUUACAAAAUUAUCAGAUGAGUAAGAUCAUUUCUAGAAAAUUUAUGGAAAAUCAUUAUUACUUAAAAAUAACCUUAAAUUAUUUAAAUAAUCUCAAAAUUAAUGAAACAUCUCAAGUUAAAGUAAAAAAUGAAUCAAAUUAAUUUUAUUAGGUUUCUAAAUAGCAAGUAUACCUGAAGUAAAUUAAAAUUUUGAAUAGGUUACAAUCUUAAAAAUUAUAUUUUUUUAGGGAGAAAAUCUAUGCAACCAAUUCCAAAUAUAUAAUCUAAAAUAUAUUAUCAUUUUAAAUAAUAAUCAUUUUAAAUAAAUGA
Paramecium sonneborni is the source of this 753-nucleotide messenger RNA. The record is from the annotation of a GenBank genome assembly. Lineage: Eukaryota; Ciliophora; Oligohymenophorea; Peniculida; Parameciidae.